UGGUGUCCAUACCUCCACAGGAUGAUGGUGCUUACAAGGAGAUCCCCAUCACCCAUCAUGUGAAGGAGGGCUGUGAGAAGGCAGACCCUUCUCAUUUCGAGCUACUCAAAGUGCUGGGCCAAGGCUCCUUUGGAAAGGUGUUUCUUGUCCGAAAGGUCAUCGGUCCAGAUGCUGCACAACUCUAUGCAAUGAAAGUGUUGAAGAAAGCAUCUUUAAAAGUUAGAGACCGUGUUCGCACAAAAAUGGAACGGGAUAUUCUAGUAGAAGUGAAUCACCCCUUUAUAGUAAAAUUGCACUAUGCUUUUCAGACAGAAGGAAAGCUAUAUUUGAUUUUGGAUUUUCUCAGGGGUGGAGAUGUAUUUACUCGCUUAUCCAAAGAGGUUAUGUUUACAGAGGAGGAUGUGAAAUUCUACCUUGCAGAGCUGGCCCUUGCGUUGGACCAUCUUCACAAUCUGGGCAUUGUUUACAGAGACCUGAAGCCAGAGAACAUUUUGCUUGAUGAAGCUGGACAUAUCAAGUUAACAGACUUCGGGCUUAGUAAAGAAUCAGUUGAUCAGGAUAAGAAAGCUUACUCGUUCUGUGGCACUGUGGAGUACAUGGCCCCUGAGGUGGUGAACAGAAGGGGCCACACCCAGAGUGCUGACUGGUGGUCCCUAGGGGUUCUAAUGUUUGAAAUGUUGACUGGUACUCUACCAUUUCAAGGCAAAGACAGGAGCGAGACCAUGAACAUGAUUCUGAAAGCUAAACUGGGAAUGCCACAGUUUUUAAGCUCGGAAGCGCAGAGUCUUCUGAGAAUGUUGUUUAAGAGGAACCCAGCUAAUCGUCUAGGAGCAGGCUCAGAUGGGGUGGAGGAGAUCAAGCGGCAUCCAUUUUUCUCGACCAUUGACUGGAAUAAACUGUACAGGAGAGAACUGCAACCUCCAUUCCAGCCAGCCGCAGGGAAGCCAGACGACACAUUUUGCUUUGACCCAGAAUUCACAACUAAAACCCCAAAAGAUUCUCCCGGCAUCCCGCCCAGUGCCAACGCACACCAGCUCUUCAAAGGCUUCAGCUUUGUGGCUCCAGCCUCCCUAGAGGAGGGAAGAAGCUCGGCACACAUCAGCAUCCUUCCCAUUGUGCAGCUCCACGGCAGUUCUUCGCUGUUUGCAGAGAUGUAUGAACUGAAAGAGGACAUUGGUGUGGGCUCCUACUCCAUAUGCAAGCGCUGCAUCCAUCGGGUCAAUAACAUGGAGUUUGCUGUUAAGAUCAUUGACAAAAGCAAGAGGGAUCCCUCAGAGGAGAUUGAGAUCCUCAUGCGAUAUGGGCAGCAUCCCAACAUCAUCACUUUGAAAGAUGCAUAUGAUGAGGGCCGCUUUGUGUACCUUGUGACAGAACUAAUGAAGGGGGGGGAGCUGCUGGACAAGAUCCUCAGGCAAAAAUAUUUCUCCGAGCGUGAGGCUAGUGCUGUUCUAUACAUCAUCACUAAGACCGUGGAUUACCUGCACCGCCAAGGGGUGGUACACCGCGACUUAAAGCCCAGCAAUAUCCUUUAUAUGGACGACUCGGGGAAUCCUGAUUCCAUUCGCAUCUGUGACUUCGGCUUCGCAAAGCAGCUACGUGGAGAAAGCGGCCUGUUGCUCACUCCCUGCUACACAGCCAACUUUGUCGCUCCUGAGGUUUUGAUGCGCCAAGGAUAUGAUGCUGCUUGUGACAUCUGGAGUCUAGGAGUGCUUCUGUACACUAUGCUGGCGGGCUACACCCCUUUUGCCAAUGGGCCCAAUGAUACGCCUGAGGAAAUCUUACUGCGCAUUGGCAGUGGCAAGUUUUCCCUAAGUGGGGGCAACUGGGACACUGUCUCUGACACAUCCAAGGAUUUGCUGUCACACAUGCUGCACAUGGAUCCUCACCAGCGUUACUCAGCCGAGCAGGUCCUGAAACACCCGUGGAUCACUUGCAGGGACCAGCUUCCACACUUCCAGCUCACGCGACACGAUGCACCCCACCUUGUCAAGGGUGCUAUGGCUGCAACGUAUUCUGCAUUGAGCCACAAAGCAAGUCAGCCUGUUCUGGAGCCUGUGGCAGCCUCGAGUCUCGCCCAGCGCAGAACUAUGAAGAAGGUCACCUCCAAUGACAUGUAGCAAGAAAUGAACUUUGUGGCCAAUAGGGAGACAAUUCCUUUACCAUGCUUUGUUUGCUUAAGUAAUUUAUUUAUUUCACUGUCCAUUGUCGCCCCUCUGUCACUCUGGCAACUCCACCGAUUUAUUUAUUUUAACUUCGGCUUCUCGGCCUGUGGGCACCCACAUCUGACAGCACUCUGAUUACCCUUUGAGAGGGACGUACCCAGAGGAAUGGUCAGACAGACUGUCCAGCGUUUGCAAAUUUUAAUGAAAUCCAGUCUUUGGCUCUAUUGGGAAAAACAUUCCCUGGAUCAGCGUUAAGCUGCUUGAAAUAGCAGCUUAUAUUUCCCAUGUACUGUGACUGGCCUACUGGUGCACUGUGUGUUCAAUUUUUAAUAUCAGGAAGCAAAGUCCAGCCCUCCCUUCACCCAACCCCGAUAACGAUGGUUUUUACACUGCAGCUCAUGUUCCGUUGUUUCAGAAAUUCCUAAUCAUACACUGUGUACUUUACAGAAUGCAAUUAACAUCACUAUGAUCCUGCUUUCUUUUGUGUUUCGGAACUGCAGCUUUGGUGUUUCUAGUACUUAUCAAUAUAAGAUGAGAUAAAAUGUAUUACUCGUUUUGUAACAUGGCUUGUCAGAAUGUCACCCUUGCAAAGCUGUGAUUUUAACACUCACUGUCUUUCCCUCUUUAGAAGUUUUUCAUCUUGAAAACCUUUUUUUUUUUAAUUUAUUUUUUAUAUAUUGCAACAGGUCAAAACAAAUAAGAUAUAUAGUGGUCUUUGCACAUUUAGAUGUGUUUAUGGUACAGUAUUACUGCUGAGGUGAGAAUUAAAGGUAAAAAUGGUUUUAGAGGGGACCUCAAUGUAAAAAAAUCUUCAAAGAGAUUGUAUCAUAUUGUAUUUAUUUCAUUAUGUUUUUGAGAUUCUAUUUUUUUCCAAGGUCUGUAUAUAUUGACAUUAAAGAUCAUUGACUAUUUC
Paramormyrops kingsleyae is the source of this 3075-nucleotide messenger RNA. Its product is annotated as ribosomal protein S6 kinase alpha-6. Gene Ontology annotation, molecular function: magnesium ion binding; protein serine/threonine kinase activity; ATP binding. Gene Ontology annotation, biological process: protein phosphorylation; intracellular signal transduction. The record is from RefSeq and is a predicted model, not a curated record. Lineage: Eukaryota; Metazoa; Chordata; Actinopteri; Osteoglossiformes; Mormyridae.